Messenger RNA from Aspergillus costaricaensis CBS 115574, 2178 nucleotides. RefSeq lists its product as uncharacterized. The transcript is spliced from 2 exons. Gene Ontology annotation, cellular component: nucleus. The record is from RefSeq and is a predicted model, not a curated record. NCBI's taxonomy places the organism in Eukaryota, Fungi, Ascomycota, Eurotiomycetes, Eurotiales, Aspergillaceae. Bases 1 to 2178 code for a protein of 725 amino acids. Gene Ontology annotation, molecular function: DNA-binding transcription factor activity, RNA polymerase II-specific; zinc ion binding; RNA polymerase II cis-regulatory region sequence-specific DNA binding. Gene Ontology annotation, biological process: positive regulation of transcription from RNA polymerase II promoter by galactose; DNA-templated transcription.
AUGUUGUCCACCUUUGAUGCCGUCCCCAAUCGAUCUGGGUCGUCUGGCUCCUCGUCAUCCACAUCCACCUUGACGCCAUGGCCUUCCCGGCGCAACCAUGUCUCGAGGGCCUGCAACUGGUGCCGCGUCCUGCGCAUCAAGUGCGACAGCAACAUGCCAUGCCGUAACUGUCGCAGCCGUGGACGAUCCUGCACCAAGAAGCGCUCAGUCGAGCCUCGGACCCUGCCGCAUGCCAUAAUGGAGAUUGAGCGGCUUCGUCAACGGGUGCACCAACUGGAGCAGAGAUUGGCCAGUCAAAACCCCCAAGCAAAGUCCCCAAGCAGUAACAGAGUAAGCUGGGAAGGGAUUCUCACCCGCAGCGGCCACUCGUCCCAAGCCCAGUGGUACGGACUUUCCUCUGCCUUUUAUUUUAUCGGUCGCAUGAAUGCCUAUCUAGGCGCGGUUCUCGGACAACCCCAGGAUGAGCGUCAGCUGCAGCCCAACUCCGCCAGUCGCACCUUCACCAAUCCCAUCUCCGCCCAACGAGAUACCACCGAUGGUUUACCGGCACCAGGGAUCGCCGACAAUCUGGAGUCGGGCAACUACUUGACCGGCAUGCAGGAAGAUUACUUUCUAGACCUCUUCUGGCAGUCAUACCACCCAACAUAUCAGAUACUCGACGAGAGGGAUUUUCGAGAACACUAUAGGUCUUUGUGGGCCGAGUCAUCCACACGUCGACAAUCCUCCGCCCUGGUCGACAUUAUCCUAGCGCUCUGUAUGCAGUACGGGCUUGCCUGUGCACCUCGUGGAGAGGGAUCUUCUGUUUCUCACCCUGGCAGCGUGGACGUUAACGACGCAAGCAUCGCGGGGCGACAAUACUAUCGCCGGUCGCAGACACUGCUAAUGUCGGAGCUGGAAAGUCCAUCCAUCGCCACCUUGCAAUGCCAUAUUUUCUCUGUCGUCUACUUGUGUAAUGCUUCGUUUCAGAACAUGGCUCAUACCACAUUAGCGCUAGCAGUGCGCACCGCCCAUAUUCUCGGGCUGCACCUGGACCCACCUGAGGACUUGCCACGCCCCCAGCAGGAGCUGCGCAGACGGAUCUGGUGGACCUUGUAUACGGUUGAGAGCAAAACUUGCAUGAAGCUUGGUCGCCCAUGGUCGGCACCGGAUGUGGUCGCAUCAUGCCAGCUUCCCUCUCACGGUCAUGAGCUGGCACGGCUGUCAGGGACCAACAUCGCCUCGUACGGAGGAAAUGUUACCUGGCUGACAUACAGUCAUCUCACCUCCACCCUGAUUCUGGCAGCACAGACAGUCUACCGAGCCUUCUACAACACCUGCAGCGAAAUCAUGGCUACGCACAAAGUGAAGAAUUUGUAUGCAAAUUUGGACGCCCUCGAGGCUGCGGCAAAGUCACUCAUUCCUCCAAUCAAGAAUCUGCAUGACUGGGUGCAAGAUGUGCCCAUCGCGAUGAAGACCAAACGAAAAGAUGCAGGGGAGCCCUUCUCGACCGAUCGGUCGGCCCUAGAGCUGGAACGGUUUGCACCAAUGUGGUUACAGCGACAAAGAAUCCUGCUGGAGCUGUUGUAUCACAAUCAGUGUAUGAAUUUCUACCGGCCGUUCAUAACUUUCCCAUCCACCGCCCAUCUUAGCGUUGCCGAAGCAUCUAUUGUGUCGCCCUCUACUAGCACGCCUACGGCCGAAGACCACGCCGUCUCAUGUCUCAACCAUGCCAUGACGAUCACACAGAUUUUGCGCCAAAUACUCACCAGAACCGACAUUCUCAGUGGCUGGUACGAGGCCUACCAAUGGCAGUGGAACGCCACCCUGGCACUGGUCGGAUUCUUGCUGGCAUUUCCACUGCACCCGGCUACCCAGUCGGCCCGUACAUCCAUAGAUGUUGCCGUUGCGGUGCUGGAGAUGUUUGGAAGGAAUUUUGCGGUCGCCGCCAGCGCCGCCAAUGUUGCGCGAGGAUUGACCGCGAAAGCAGACAUCCUCAUCGCCCGCUUCACCACGAUGCCUGUUUCAGACCCGGGGGUAGUUGAUAAUCUAGUGCUGCCGGACUCGCCGUCAGCCAUGUUUCCAAAUACGCUGGCUGGUGCCAUGGGGCUGACUUAUGAUGUGGAUUCGUUUUACAGCUUUGAGCCUCUCUACGCGGGAUCGCAAGAUUUUGCCAACGCGUGGGUGUUCGGUCAGGAUUAA